AUGACACAGGACGUCGAAGGGCAUUGGAGCGAUGCAGAGGAAGAGGUUGCGGGCCAGACUGCUGGCGACUCUACAUCGACCGGAACACGCAAGCCCGGGUCUGAAGACCUUGCAGCCUUGGUCCGGCGUCGCCAGGCCGAGAUCGAGGCUGCUCAGGCCACGGAGGCGGGCCCAUCGGAUUUCUUGGGCUCAUCCCGUUUGGAGGAUGAUAAUAAAGGAGAUGGAGAUCCUGAGCUCUUUGGUCUCUUGGGUAUAGAUGACGAGGGAGGUAUAGAGGGACAAGUCGAGAACCGGUCGGAAAAAGAGCCCGAAGAGGACAGCGAAGACUUCGAAGACAGCAGCGAAGAGGCCGACGAUGACAAAGAAGACGGAGACUUUGGGGAGUCUCUCCCUGUGAAGGGCAAGCGCUCGCAAGGUACCCUGAAGAACGUCUCACGACCGUCUCAGAAGCAGCUUGGAAAGCGACCUGCCAAGCCCACUCCGGUUGAAGCCAAUACCCAGCCCCCCAAGUCAAAGCUUCGAAAGACUGGGGUUCCGAUCUGGCCGACGACUAUCAUCACCACUGGUACCGCCGGACCGAGUCUACGACAGGUUAUGGAAGAGAUGGGCCAGAUCCUGACGACAGACGCUGAGCGUCAAGAGUAUAUGCAUCUCGUGUGGACGCGUCGUCGAGCCGCCGAGGAAGACAAGGAUGCUACCGCCGAACAAGCAGUGCUUCAUGACCUAGAGACCUUUGUGCGUAAUCACGGCAUCGUGGACUUGCACAACCGGUGGGCACGAUGGAUGGAGUCUGGCGUGAAGACUGCCAUGCCGAUGUAUAAGCCGAGCGGAACUGGCGUGAUGGACGCGGAGGAGCGGAAGACGAUGUUCGAGAGGAAGAAAAGGGUGCGUCGGGGCUAG
Molecule: messenger RNA, 900 nt
Organism: Alternaria metachromatica
Lineage: Eukaryota; Fungi; Ascomycota; Dothideomycetes; Pleosporales; Pleosporaceae
Exons: 2
Coding region: 1-900 (299 amino acids)
Source: RefSeq, a predicted model, not a curated record